This is a messenger RNA of Filobasidium floriforme, 1584 nucleotides long. RefSeq lists its product as uncharacterized. Gene Ontology annotation, molecular function: protein binding. Lineage: Eukaryota; Fungi; Basidiomycota; Tremellomycetes; Filobasidiales; Filobasidiaceae. The transcript is spliced from 5 exons. The coding region runs from base 259 to 1584 and encodes 441 amino acids. The record is from RefSeq and is a predicted model, not a curated record.
CGGGGAUCGGCGGAACCUUAAUUUCAAUCGAGCAUCUAGAACUGAAUCAUCUCGUCGUCUCAUCGAUCAAAUCGGUUCAUCGGCCUCGGGAUCGUGACGUAGUUCUUCUUCCUCCUACGUUCAGGCCGAAUGCAUAAAGGACGGACUUCGUCCAUGUCGACUCCAGUAUCGUUCCUCUUGACUACACUUCCAUCUAACCAGACCCCUUCCCUCGACUGACAACUUAAUCGACUGAUCGUCGUAAGCGCGACAUCAACGAUGGACGGCGAUUCGGACGAUGAACAAUCAACCGGGCAGUGCGUCAUCACCAAGUUGCCCUUCGAAAUUCUGGAUGAGAUCGUCCUACAAGUUGGCGUCGAGGAUCCUCGGGAUGUAGACAACCUCGCCUUGGCUUCGCCUAUGUUCGAUCGCCGGAUCUACCAGAAUCCGUCGAACUACUGGAGGACAUUGUUCUACCGCCGCUACUCGUUGACGGACCGGAUCAGAAAGCCUCAGCCCGACAUCGACUGGCGCGCGAGGGUUCUGACGCGAUGCGAGAUAGAGCACGGUUCCUACCGGGAUCUCAAUACGGGACAGUAUUUGAGCGACCGUCAGUCUCCGCAGUUCCCGAAACGAGUGGAAGGGAUCCUGUCGACCCACAUCGACAUAGCUCAAACGAUAAAGGACCGUCAGACCACGCACUUCCCGUCGGGGCUCCCUGAUAGACCGAUGAGUACCUGCGUGUCGUACGCGAACCACAUUCGGGGCAACGACAUACUCGAUGACAUUUGCGGGUUCUUGGAGGACCCGAAUACCGCUAGGAGCGCACAACAGGCACUGAAUUCACUUUUCAAGUUUUGGCUCCUGCUCUUCGCCACUCUGGGCGAUUACUGUGGGCUCAACAAGUGGAACAGCUGUGGUCCGUAUAUCUUUGGAAACCUUGACCGAGAUACUGUCUUAGGCCUUGACGGAGCUACCGAUUGGGGAUGCCUCUUCGCCAUCGUCAGGCACCGAUAUGCCGACCGGUCGUAUUUUCCGAUUUGGCGAAGUAAUGGCAGCAUCGAGGAACCACGACGUUCUUUGAAUACAAGAUGGUCAGGGGUUCCCCGAAAGUUACGUUCCUUUCAGCUGAGCCCGACGGGUAGGGUGCUUGAUAUCGUCUUCAAGCUACGUUUCAGUCAGCCGGCACCCAUUCAUUUGGAAGAGCUCGUUGAGAACCCUGCCAGGGACCAGUCCGCCCUGAGGAGAUUUGACGGGACGUUUCAUGUCAAAGCGCAAACGACUCCGCUUGGCGCCGGUCCGUCGUGGCAUAUUCCACCAGCUAAUUACGAGCGGGACUGGAUCAACAGGAAGGUGUCGGGUACACUCAGUCUCACCCUCGACCAGCAGAUUCUGAUGACCUGGGAAACAGAAACGUUGGAGCAUGCGCAGGCAUCGACGGGCGAGGCGGUCGGAGACGAUACCUUCCAGUUUUGCGGAAUUCAGCUCGGCACUGCCUUUACGAGCUAUUUCGUAGCGGGUAAAUUGAUAUGUAAUGGAAACGAAGUGGUACCUCUGUUUAUGAUCUACCGCCCGCGCUAUCCCCCCGAGAGCACCGACCUGUAA